Molecule: messenger RNA, 3582 nt
Organism: Vitis riparia (riverbank grape)
Lineage: Eukaryota; Viridiplantae; Streptophyta; Magnoliopsida; Vitales; Vitaceae
Product: pentatricopeptide repeat-containing protein At5g27110
Exons: 2
Coding region: 136-2220 (694 amino acids)
Biological process (GO): RNA modification
Molecular function (GO): protein binding; RNA binding
Source: RefSeq, a predicted model, not a curated record
GGAUACAGAGGGGAGAAGGUCUACUGGUAUAGAGUAUUGGCGAGGAACCGUUGUCUGGCUCGUGUGACGGCCGGCAGCGCGUUGGAGGAACUGUUGGGAACUUGGUGUGAGUGAACACUGUGUUUGGAAGUUUGGAUGGACACCACAAAGCUGCUAUCUCUCUUGAAAACAUGCAUUGAUUCCAAAUAUUUGAAGCAGGGCAAACUCAUUCACCAGAAAAUAGUCUCUCUAGGCUUACAAAACAACAUUACCUUGUGCAAGAGCCUCAUCAACCUCUACUUCUCUUGCCAUUUAUUUCAAUCUGCAAAGCUUGUUUUCCAAACUAUUGAGAACCCAUUAGACAUUACAUUGUGGAAUGGCCUCAUGGCUGCUUGCACCAAGAAUUUCAUCUUCAUUGAAGGUCUUGAGCUCUUUCAUAGGUUGCUGCAUUUCCCGUAUCUCAAACCGGAUGCUUUCACCUACCCAAGUGUUCUAAAAGCUUGUAGCGGGUUAGGGAGAGUUGGGUAUGGUAAAAUGGUGCAUACCCAUGUGAUCAAAAGUGGGUUUGCGAUGGAUGUUGUUGUUAUGAGUUCUGCGGUGGGGAUGUAUGCAAAGUGCAAUGUGUUUGAGGAUGCCAUUAAGUUGUUUGAUGAAAUGCCUGAAAGAGAUGUGGCUUCCUGGAACAAUGUGAUUUCUUGUUAUUAUCAGGACGGGCAGCCUGAGAAAGCAUUGGAAUUGUUUGAAGAAAUGAAGGUUUCUGGGUUUAAGCCUGAUUCUGUGACGCUGACGACUGUGAUCUCGUCCUGUGCGAGGCUUUUGGAUCUGGAAAGAGGGAAGGAGAUUCAUAUGGAGUUGGUGAGAAGUGGGUUUGCGUUGGAUGGUUUUGUUAGCUCUGCUCUUGUGGACAUGUAUGGAAAAUGUGGUUGUUUGGAGAUGGCUAAAGAGGUUUUCGAGCAAAUCCAAAGAAAAAAUGUGGUUUCUUGGAACUCCAUGAUUGCAGGAUAUAGUUUGAAAGGUGACAGCAAAUCCUGCAUUGAGCUUUUUAGGAGGAUGAAUGAGGAAGGAAUUAGACCAACUUUGACUACUUUAAGUAGCAUAUUGAUGGCUUGUUCUAGAUCAGUGAACCUGCAACUCGGAAAAUUUAUCCAUGGACAUAUAAUAAGAAACAGAGUAGAAGCUGAUAUCUUCGUUAACAGCUCCCUUAUUGAUCUAUACUUCAAAUGUGGCAACAUUGGGUCAGCUGAAAAUGUCUUUCAAAACAUGCCCAAAACAAAUGUGGUUUCUUGGAACGUAAUGAUUUCUGGAUAUGUGAAAGUAGGCUCUUAUCUUGAGGCUCUUGUCAUCUUCACUGACAUGAGAAAGGCUGGUGUAAAACCAGAUGCUGUUACAUUUACUAGUGUUUUACCAGCUUGUUCCCAACUGGCAGUCUUAGAGAAGGGCAAGGAGAUCCAUAACUUCAUCAUUGAAAGUAAGUUAGAAAUCAAUGAAGUAGUCAUGGGGGCUCUACUUGAUAUGUAUGCUAAAUGUGGUGCAGUGGAUGAAGCUCUAUAUAUUUUUAAUCAAUUACCAGAGAGAGACUUUGUUUCAUGGACUUCUAUGAUCGCAGCCUAUGGGUCUCAUGGCCAAGCUUUUGAAGCUUUGAAGCUUUUUGAGAAGAUGCAGCAAUCAGAUGCAAAACCAGACAAAGUUACCUUCCUUGCAAUUUUGUCUGCAUGUAGCCAUGCUGGACUGGUUGAUGAAGGGUGUUAUUAUUUCAAUCAAAUGAUCACUGAAUAUGGUUUCAAACCUGUGGUUGAACACUACUCAUGCUUGAUAGAUCUGCUUGGACGUGUUGGGAGAUUGAGAGAAGCUUAUGAAAUACUACAAAGAACGCCAGACAUCAGAGAAGAUGUUGGGUUGUUAAGCACACUUUUUUCUGCUUGCCAUUUGCAUAAGAAAUUAGAUUUGGGAGAGCAAAUUGGAAAAUUGCUUAUUGAGAAGGAUCCCAAUGAUGCAUCAACUUACAUAAUUUUAUCAAACAUGUAUGCUUCUGUCAAGAAAUGGGAUGAAGUACGCAAAGUAAGAUUAAAGAUAAAAGAGCUUGGAUUGAAGAAGAACCCUGGGUGUAGCUGGAUUGAAGUUGGAAAGAGGAUCCACCCUUUCGUUGUUGAAGAUAAAUCACACCCACAAGCAGAUAUGAUAUAUGAAUGUAUGUCAAUUCUUGCAAGUCAUAUGGAGAAAUAUCAAGUCUUGUCAUUUUAAAAAUAAGGCAGAAUGCACUAUAAAGAGGCAGCAAGCUGCUUUUAUUCAACUUGGAGGAAGAAAAAUUCCUCUUUAAGUGUUGUGAAUUGACACCAUAGACAAAUUAAAGAAUGCCUGUGGAAGAAUGCAAGUGAAUCAGCUUCAAAAAAUUUUAUCGGGCGGGAGCAUGAGUUUGUUGCUCUUGGAUACACUGAGUAAAUGAAAUCUUCUUUUCUGGAUGAAGUGAGUUAAUUAUAUGAUUGACUUGAAGGGAAUACAUCCUUUGCGCCUGAAUGUUUGUCAAGUCUUCAAAGCCCUCCCUUUCACUAGCACACCUUUGUCGAAAGCUCAUCGUAAGAGAUAGACUAGAAAGAAGAGUCACCGGGUUGGGUUGAUGUUGAUUGGUAUUGGUCUUGUCCUGCAAUUCCAUCUUGAUACAUGGCCGGGCUGCUACUAGUAGGUUUCACUGCUAUGGGGAAUUUCCUCGAGGAAGAAAGAAAGGCAGUGAGCUCUGUUUCAGUCGUACAUAAUGACAUUUUAAAGUCAAGCAUUCCUGCCACUCCAUUCUCUAUGACCACCCCAUCUUAUGACAGGCUAAAUAACAUAGCUUUAUACUCUGCCCUUAUUAAGAGUUCAUUAAAAUCCCUGGCAAAAAGAGUGAAGUGGGACUUGUUUCUCUCUCUCUCGUCUCAGUUUAACUGAGUGUUUGGCUACUUUAUCUUGACUACUAAUCAUUUCCACCUCAGGGCCUUCCCAUUCACCCCAAUGGGGCUUCUCUUUCAUAAGUUGCCAAUUAGCCGCCUGUGAUAAAGUACUGUCCUAGUUGCUUUUAUUUUCCUCCCUGGCAAGAAAGGAUUUCUCGGAGCAACCCGUCAGGUUCCAAACCCAGGAGCCAACUUUCCCGUGUAUUGGCUAAUAUUUGUCUCAGAGCAGCCACUUGAAAUCUGCCAGUCAUCACAUCAGUGCUGAAACAUGUUUGCUCAAUCUGGGGUUGUUGUUAGCCUUAAGAAAAUCAAGGUUUACAAGUGGAUCUACCCCUUCACCCUUGAAGAUAGCUCACACCUCAAACUUGAAGAUUUGACAACUGAGAAAAUGAGUUUCCUGCAGAAGUAUACCAUUGCUGAGAGAGAGUUUAACUGCAUAGAAAUCAAUCUAAGGAAACACCUAAUGCAAGGUUCGCAGUUUGAGAACUGCCUGCAUUAAUUUUGUCCUUUCUCUAGGCUGAAGAUUGGUCUUUUGGAUCAUUCAGUUUGUUUUGCAGUUUCUGUUUUUUCACAGCAAUAGAAACUGUUUUUGUUAUGAAUUCUUCCUUAUUUAGGACAACAGUCGAGUUGGUGAGUUCAAUUUUUUUUCUAUAUAAAUACAUGUAAUUACAUAUCAUGC